CCGGGGGGUCUGGGGGGUCUGGAGUAAUCAGGGCUGAAAUUCACUCUAUUGAAUUUCAAGCCCUUAUGUUAAUAAAACUAAAGAACAACAAGUUCAGUUUAUUUAGUACUCUUGAUCCAUAUUCCAUAUGCUAUAAUACUAAAAAAAUUGCACCCACCUGGAUGAAUUUCAUAGUUAUAAGUUCAUCUGCUCGGCCUUCUUCCAUAAGUGAAGAUGAUGAUUCCGUGUAACAUCAUUUUUAGUUAUUGAAGAAGUGGAGCAGAUGAAAUUGAAUGCCCAUCAAACCACCCAAACCACCAACCGUGAAGUGCGCUGAGGAGACUAGUAAAAUGUCUUAUAAGAUGGUUAAGAUUUCGGUGUGGUAAAUUUAGGAGGAAAACCAAGAACUCAACCGUCCUUCAUUGAAUAUUUGAAGUUUCCAAUAUUAUAGCCGCCUGCUCCAUCAAGCGGAUGUAUAGUUAAUUACGGGGUUUUCUUGAUCUCACAAAUUAAAAGAACAAAAUAGGAUCAUGCCGAGCAGUAAUGGCGAUAAGUUUGGAAUAUGGUUCCCGCAGCUUGGGUUGGUUUUUGCCUUAAUGGUCCUCACAGGAUUGGGACUUGGAAUUGGAACUGCAGUUUCUUCAUAUCUACGCCUGCAUAAGGAGGAGUCUAAGAAGGGGGUUAAGGAGUUCAAGAAGGAGGAUAAGAAGGAGGUAGAGGACCGAAUAAGUGCAAUGCCAAAUGAUAUUCUGUGCUCCAUCCUCUCACGACUGGAUACAAAAGAUGCGGUUAGAACUAGCGUAUUGUGUAGUCGAUGGAGAAACCUCUAUCUUUUUCUGCCAAAUUAUUCUUUUGGCUGCCCAUGCGUGGCGAUGUUUCCUUUUUGCCGGUGUAGGUGUACUGCUGAGUACAAGAUUCUGACUGUCAUGGAUAGGUUUUUUCAAAUCCAUAAAAGAGCUGGCUGUGAAAAGAUCAAAUCUUUCAGGCUGUCAUUCUGUGUCAAGACAGAUUUCACAUGCCACAUUGAGCGAUGGGUGCAUCACCUUGCUGGAUUGGGUGUGGAAGAGCUUACGCUGAAGUUGUGUUAUCCAGGCGAAAAGAUCACAAUCCCGCUUCAGAAGCUUGUAUGCAAAGCAGCAACACCCAGGCUCACGUUUCUGCGUUUGAUCGCAUCCAAUAUGAAAUUAGAACCCUUCAAUCCCCAACAACAGCUCAAAUAUCUAAAAUCCAUAGAGUUGAUUCUUAUAGAUUCAGUUGACGUGCAGAGCAUAUUGUCAUCAUGCCCGAAGCUUGAGUCUCUAUCGUUGGAGUAUUGCCGUCUUUCUUCUAAGGUGAUCGUUGGCGAAGGAGAACAUCUGGAGUUGAAGUCAUUAACCAUUUCCAAUUGUAGUGGGAAGGAGGUGGAGGAGAUAUAUUUGUGUGCUGAAAACCUUGUGACCUUGAAACUUGGUGUAUAUAGUGAUUUAGCAUUGAAGUUCUCUCAUCCUUCCUAUCUCCCCAAGCUCCAACAUGUGAGCUUGGAGGUAGUAUACAAUGGUCAUUUGCUUCACAUCAUCAGCUGGGUAGCACAGGAUCGUUCUCAGGUUGAAUCUUUUUGUGUUGAGUCGUGGUCGCACACAAGCCAUGUGGCACAUGGUUUGCCGCUUGAGGUGCCCACAUUUAGCCGUUUGAGGCAGCUUGACAUACGAAUGGAGUUUAAUGACUUCUUUGAUGCGACCCAGGUUGCUGAUUUAAUCAUCCACUGUCCACUGCUUCAGAUAAUGCAUUUCGUGGGGAGGGAGAGAAGAACACCACCCAGGCCACUUGGUGCAAGGAGCCUAUCUCCCAGAAGUCAUCUUCAUCUUCAUCUAAAAGAAGUAGAAUUUGGUGGGUUCUAUGGCUUUGAGAAUGAGAUUUCUGUGGUAUUGUAUAUCCUGAAAAGUGCUUUGGCUCUCCAGAGGAUGGUUUUAAGAAGGGAUUCUUGCUAUACUGCAAUAUUUAAUAAGAGCAAAGGUUACCAAGAGCUCAGUUGGUGUGGAGAAUCACAGCGUACUUCGAAAUUUGAUGAGAGCAAAUCACAAGAAAUCCAUCAACAAUUGCAAGGGCAGGCUGCUUCUCCAACAGUGCAAUUGCUCAUCGUUUAGGCUGUCCUCUUUUGUGUUCUUUUCUUUUCUGAAUUAACUUGUUUAGUUUGAACUAGUUUGGUUUGGUAGGAGUUAUCAUGUGAUUCUUUUUUAAAUAUUAGGAUUUAGUACAUUAUUCAUAUCGUAGAAUUUGUAGUUAUUAGAAUACAAUGCUUUCAUUCUUCUUUAUAUAUGCAUGUAUCUGAAGUUCAUUGUCAAGGAGGCAUCACAUUUGACUUCACUAGGUGGUAUUACAGAGUCGGCAAGAUGUAUUCGGAUGAAAUGGUCGC
Messenger RNA from Cuscuta epithymum, 2371 nucleotides. NCBI's taxonomy places the organism in Eukaryota, Viridiplantae, Streptophyta, Magnoliopsida, Solanales, Convolvulaceae. The record is from the annotation of a GenBank genome assembly.